GUGGGGACCGCAGGAGCCCAGAGCCAGGUCCGAGGCAGCGGCAGGAGGCCGCCCCGUGGCUGGGGAGACCCCAGGGGACAUGCGAGGCCGCUGGGCCCCCUGACCUGGGACGGGGGCUGCGUCCCGGCUCCGGGACUCACUCGCUGAAGCAGCUGGGAUCCGCCAGGCCGCCUGCAGGUCCCGGCCCAGGCGGGGAGCGGCGUCGCGCGCCCCGGGAAGCCGCCAUGGAGAGUAAGGAUGAGGUCAGCGACACGGACAGCGGCGUCAUCCUGCAGUCCGGCCCCGACAGCCCGGUGUCGCCGCUGAAGGAGCUGAAGGAGGUGAAGGAGCUGACGCAGCUGACGCACGCCGUUCUCCGGCAGCAGCGGGCCCUGGAGCAGCGCCUGGAGGCCUGCCUGGAGGAGCUGCGGCGGCUCUGCCUGCGGGAGGCGGAGCUGACGGGCGUCCUGCCCGCCGAGUACCCCCUCAAACCCGGGGAGACGGCCCCCAAGAUCCGCCGCAGGAUCGGGGCGGCGUAUAAGCUGGACGCGCAGGCCCUGCACGGAGAGGACCCCCUGAGCAGCCUGGAGCAGGAGCUGGCCCUGCAGCUGCAGAUCGCCGAGGCCUCGCGGCGCCUGAGCCGGGAGGAGAAGCUGAGCCGCCACGCCCGGCGGCAGCGCAAGCACGCGGUGCUGCGGGAGGAGGAGAAGCUGCGGGCGCUGGAGCGCUGCCUGGGCGAGCAGCGGCGCCACCGGGGCUCCCUGCCCGCCGCCGUCCUGCCGCUGGGCCGAGAACUCAGCGUCUCCGACGACAGCUCGCUGUCCGAUGGGCUGCUUCUGGAGGAAGAGGAGGCCCAGGCGCCCCAGCCCGCCCCGGCGUCCGAGCCCCCGAGCCCCGAGGGGCUGCCGCCCGCCGGCCCUGAGCCGGGGGCCGUGGACCCGGCGCCCAUCCAGAACGGCCCCUGGAAGGAGACCAGCCUGGACGAGCCCUACGAGAAGCCCGGCAAGACCUCCGACCCCAGCAGCGCGUCCAGCAGCCCGGCCUCCACGCCUCAGGACGGGCCCGGCACCUCCGGCCUGUGGCCCCCGGAGCCCCCCUCCUACCACGGGGUCCCCGUCCGCGGCGUCCCCGGGCCGCGGCAGGGCAGGGCCAGCGCCCCCACCACCCCCACCGCCCCCAACACGCAGGGCAGGCGAGGCCAGGCGCAGUCUCUGAGAAUGGACUCCUUCCGGGCGGGACCCCGCCGCCGCCCCACACACUACACGGUGACCGUGCCCAGCUCCUGCUGGCCCCCGAGCGGCCCCCCGCGGCCGCCCCCCGCCCCCCACUCCUGCUCCGAGGACAGCGGCUCCGACGGCUCCAGCGUGUCGCACGCCACCUCCCCCGGCAGCAGCAGCCCCGACGUCUACGCGCUGAGGCCGCCGUCCCCGCCCGGGACGCCGGGCCACCGCGGGGGCUGGGGCCCGGCCGCCCCCCGCCCGGCGCUGCUGCUGGCCCCCGGGCCCUUCCCGGCCGGCCGCUACGUGCUGGUGGCCGAGGGCCGCCUGCCGCCCGGCGGCGAGCUGGACCCGGCGGCCCGCGAGGAGGAGGGGGCGCUGGCCCUGCGGCUCCAGCAGCUGCAGCAGCUGCAGCAGCACCUGCGCCCCCGCGGCCGCCUGGCGCGCGCCCCCUCCCUCAAGGACAGCCCCGCGGGCCGCGCCCUGUGCCGGGCGGCCGUCACCCAGGAGCUGCAGUCCUGGCACGAGCGUGUCCGCCUGCGCGGCGCCCGCCCCCAGUCGCUGGACCGCCAGGGCGCCUUCCGCGUCCGCAGCCUGCCCCCCGGGCGGGCCCUGGGGCCCCGGACACAGGUGCCCGCCGUGUGCGUGCUGCGCCGGUCGCCCGAGGGGGCCCCCGUGCAAGUGUUCGUGCCUGAGAACGGGGAGAUCAUCAGCCAGGUGUAGCGCCCGGGGGUGCCCUGCGCCGCCGCCGCCGCCGCCGCCGCCGCCGCCGCCGCCGCGGGCCCAGCCCGCCCUGUGCCUUCCGCGGCUCCCGCCCCAUCGCAGGUCGAUGCCCUGGAGCCGAGACGUUCAUUUUCACGCCCGUGUUUCGUUCAGGCGUCCUGAGGGGUCCUGUGGCCGCUGGUCCUCAGCUCCCUGUCGGGGGGCCACGCUCGAGGCCUCCGACGGGCCGGCGGCUGGACCUGGGCCCCGCCCCUGUGCCCCAUGGCGCUCUCCUUAUGUGAGACGAGAGGCGGGACAGAGGCAGACGGGGCGGGGGGCCCCCUGGGGUCCCCGAUGCUCGCCCUCUGAGUCCGAGGACGGCCCCGGAGAACGGCGGGGCCCCCCUGGCCCCUGUGGCUGGUGGACACCUCCCCUCCCCCGUCCCCCAGCUCUCUGGGUGCCGCGGGGUGCCGGGCUGGGGAUCCCCCCCUACAAUGUGCUCUGUGAUGCACGCACCAAGGGAGGGUCGAGGACUGUCUGCCUGACCCCCCGAGCCCCAUGCAGGGCCCCCCCCAC
This is a messenger RNA of Eptesicus fuscus (big brown bat), 2474 nucleotides long. It is a transcript of the gene INAVA, whose product is annotated as innate immunity activator. The record is from RefSeq and is a predicted model, not a curated record. The transcript is spliced from 10 exons. Gene Ontology annotation, biological process: positive regulation of protein ubiquitination; adherens junction maintenance. Lineage: Eukaryota; Metazoa; Chordata; Mammalia; Chiroptera; Vespertilionidae. The coding region runs from base 225 to 1919 and encodes 564 amino acids.